This is a messenger RNA of Armigeres subalbatus, 6063 nucleotides long. RefSeq lists its product as uncharacterized. The transcript is spliced from 9 exons. The record is from RefSeq and is a predicted model, not a curated record. NCBI's taxonomy places the organism in Eukaryota, Metazoa, Arthropoda, Insecta, Diptera, Culicidae. Bases 1884 to 5669 code for a protein of 1261 amino acids.
GUUCGAACAGUGCAACGAAGAGGUGCACCUGUUUGCUGAGCUCCCCUGCGCUUUCGGUGUGUCUGUGUUUGCGCUUUCUCUCCCUAACGUGGUUGCGUUCCGGCAAAGCUCCGCACUCGAAAGGUGGCGGCUGCGGUAGCUUUCACAGCUUCCCAUUAUCCCGUCAUCAGCUGUUCUGUCGGGUGGCCCGCUACCAUGCCGUGGCAGUGAGCAGAAGCUUGCGCGUUCACCGUUAUAAUCGUCAGUGGAACAGUGCUGAUCGUAUGCGGUUCUGUGUGUGUGUGAGUGUUGGUGUCAUCGGUUGUGAAUGGGGUGGUGAUCAAGGGCGCGGGAUGGAUUUGUUGAAUGCCUCCCGCUGACUUUCCCACUGGACUGACACUGCGCGCUGUGUCCCGCGGGAAGAAAGCGAGCGCGUGUGGUGACCUCUUGCUCGGAGGCAAGAAAUUGGCUUCGUGUGUCGUGAUCGGUUGAAUGAUUGGGCGAAAACAAAAACAAAGCAAGUGUGCGAUUUUGGGUGAAAUUUUUGCUCGCACGUUGCGACAUAAAAAAAGGUGACGACGACGACUGCAUGGUGAAUAAAAAUUGGAGCAAUUUCAGCUGAAAAACGUUCGUCGUUCGUUGAAUCGUUGAAGUUUAAUGUGUUGACGCUGAUUGGAUUGCAUCUGGUGUGUGACCUCGUGAGGUUAAUGACGAGAAACCUUUUUAGCAUACUUUAUGAAUGGUGAAGGUGAACACGGUGGCGACUUGAGUUGAACAAGUGAUUAAGUGAUAGCGAUUGUUAGCCAAGUGAGUGAUCUUAUUUUCUUCAAACAAUCACAGUUGUUCAGGAUUCUGAAGAAUUUGCCCUACUGCUGCGACGGCAAUUAAGCUCUAUCGGAAAGCAGGCGGAACCGACGCUACAAGAAGUAACAGUUUCUUCGAAUCCGUCUUGUGGAUCAAGUGCAGAUGCUAGUUUGGCACCCUGGGAAAGAGAGGAUGCAGCGCUAGCAGAGAAACGCAGAAAAAACACAAGCUUCCUCUGCGCGAUUAGGAGUAAACCCGAGCUUCUGCUGCGCUUUAUGUUUUUCCUUCCGAGAGCAAGCGGUUUGUUGUGACCGGACAACCAUUGACGUGAGGGAUCCACCAAUUUGACGGCAUUGCAGUCUUCUGAUGGUCAUUGGAUAACUGUCAGGAACUGGCCCGAAUCGAACGCGAUUCGAUGGGAGCUGUUCGUGCCACACGUGGACGCCGCCGAUUUGCCGGAGUUCAAGACGUGUCUUUUCGCGCGUGAGAUUCUGACCCCUGUCCGGCCAUCGCGCCGCGUCGCAUCGUUCGCCGUAGUGUUGUUGUGAUCUAUCGAAGUUCGGGUCGGAAUUUCCCCCGUGGCGAUUGAACAAACCGGGCGGGAGUGUGUAUGUGCGUGCAACAGAAGAGGAAGGUUGUUAAACAACAGUUGCUUUUCAAAUUUGAUAUCGGAUAUCGGGAAUUGAAAAAUAGCGGGAGUUUUCGGUCCGGGUGGUCGAACCAAUGCCACCGUGGGUCUCGGACGAGAACGAAGAAAGCGAUAUGGAUAUGAGGUCAGAACAUUCGGAUGGAUUAUUUUAGAUUGGUUUUUGUUUUGUUUCGGGUGGGUGUGGGAUCUUUGCAUAUGAGACUGGAGCAUUUUCAGUGGCGAUAGAAGCGAUGACGAUUGGAUGUGUGCCGGAUGGAUAUUGGAUUCUGUUCACUGCUAACGUGCCCUAUACGGAUUGAAACAUUCAUUGGAUAAUCCAAAUUUACUUCUGACAAAAUGAGAUGACCGACCAGAAAAACAAGUCGAUUACUCGAAAUCACUGGACGUACUCAACGUUUAUAAUCUCAAACUCAUCCGCGUAGAGGGUACUCUACAGAAAUCAAUACCCAAAAUGGGGAACUCGGGCAGCAUGCACGGCCUGCCCGGCUAUGACGAGGGAUACCACCACCCAAGCUACCAACAUCAAUACCAGCGAUAUCACGAAAUGAUGCGUGCCAACGGUCACCAUGGCGCUGCCCCCGGUUGGCUGGAGUCCUAUCAGCGGGACCUGCGCAAUGGAGGUACCGGCCUAGUCGGAGGCGGUCAUCGAACCUUCGAUAACCACCGACACAACAAUCACGACGGAUUGGGACACCGGGAAUCCACCAGUAGUGGACCGAGUCUUCCUCCUCCGAUGAAGGUUCUCCCGGAUAUUCCCGGAAGGGUGGCUAAACUACGUCCGACCAAUAACGGAAACAUUUUGCACUCCGGCGGAACCAUCAGCAAGAACAACAACCUUCAGCGAUCGAAAAGCAUCUCGUCUCCGACGUAUCAACAGCACCAACAACAGCAUGAUGCCUUCGACGAAUCGGAAGAAAGUGGAGUCAUGGCCUUGCUGCCACCACGGCUGGCUAUGCAGCGGUCCCGUACGCAGAUGAACAUGGUAACACCGGGAAGGCGAGACUUCGAUGAGUCACCUUCCAGAGCACCAGGAUCCCGAGGAUACACCACAAACCAACGGAAACCGAGCUACGACCAUGGAACGCUAAACAAGAAACGCUUCGGUUCUGAACCUGAUCUUCGUAUUGCUAUGGGCGGCAACGAGGGGCAGGACGACUCGAGUGGAGGAAGUGGUGGACAGGCAGGUAACCAUCGCAACACCAAACCAGCACAGUCCAAGAUCAUCAAGGGUAAGAAUAAGAAAAAGGCUCCCGUUCCACCUCCGUUAGAGAAGCGUGAACGUGAAGCGGAGGUCAUUGAGAAGCAACGCAUUAUCGCAUACUCUCCUCUGCGCAAAACUAAUUCGGAUGCCUCCUCAACGCAGCCUUCUAGCGACAGUAACAGCAACAAUCCGACGCGCAAACUUCGGCUGUUCAAAACGCGAGCCGAGACCAAGAAGAACCUGAACAUUACCAAACUCCCGGAAGCAUCCGACGCCAAGUACUCUGCCAAAAACGGUCACAAGAUGCCACUGGCCCCGUCCAACAGCAGUCCCUACAAACUUAUGGGGCGCAAAGACCCAGACUUUGACAGCGGUACCCUGGACAAACCAAAGUCACGCCUCAAUCCGACAUCGUUCUUCCGGCGGGAAAAGACCUUCGAUAUCGGAGUGCUCGAGCGCGACCGGGUGCUGCGUAGCGGUGAAGACACCGCCCAUGUGCCAGAAAUCAAGCCGACCAUGUCGCCACCGAUUUCACGACGAAAAUCCAUCGUCAAGUCUCUGCUGGAGAAGGACCAAGCUGAACAGCAGCAGCAGCAACAACAACGCAAACAAAAGCAGAUGCAACAAAGUCGCGUUUCAACAGUUGAACCAAAGUUCAAACCCAAGGCCCCUGACGAGAAACGCAAACAAUCUCAACCAACCCCAAUCACUCCGAUGACGGACUUCCAGAAGGAGCUGCAGCUCGCCACUCGACGAAAAUCUGUAGCCCCCCAGAACAAUCCUAACCAUGCUCCACAAAAGUCAACUUCAUCAACGACCAAUCACCGCAAAUUGUCCGAAGCCAAGCAGACCAUCAAGGUGGAGGCACCUAAAAAUAGUCUGGUUAUAUCGGUGGAACCAAGCAAGCAAGAAUCUCCGGAACGGGAGAAACCAUCGCUUAGUCCUGCCCCACCUCCACCUCCAUUACCCAAAACAAGCUUCUAUUUUGGUAUGGCUGAAACUCCCAAGCAAUCUUCCAAGGAAGAAUCACGUAUGUCUCCAGGACUUCUGGUCACAGCAAAGAUGUUGGAAACACGUGUUGAUUCGGACCCCGAAUCCUCCGAUGAGGAACCCAUAUCUCGUAAUGGCUUUCAGCAUGAACCGGACGAGGAAAUGGACAAAACCCAGCUGGACGCCAUCGAUCGCUUUGCGGCUAGCCUUAUGAAUGGAACCAAGUUCGCCUCCGGUUCGGAUUCGGCAGCUUCCUCGGACGUGGACACACGAACCAAUGGUGGAGACCUGGAUUCAGAGGCCCAGGAGAUUUCGCUUAAACUACGGCCAACGCUGCCGCGUAAACAUUUUGAGAUACCGAGGUUCAGUCCAGCGGCAGCCUGGCGACUGUUGACCACCGAAGACGACUUCGGUCGGGACGCAACUGAGAUAUUCCCCUUUGUGGAGAAGAAAACAAUGCUACGAAGUUUAGAAGCUGUUGAAGCAGCAGAGGAGCGUAUUGAACGAAUCUAUCGGGAACCUGUACCUGGACUACAAGACAACAAAAGUGGCGACAGUGGAAUUUCUGGUGACGCUGGGCUUCCGGACAUAGCGGAAGCACAGUUAAUGACUUCGAGUAAGGAACGUGACUCGCCAGAGAGUUCUCCAGCUGACGAUGGUCCAGUCAGCGAUAAUAAUGCAUGGUCUUCAAAUGCGUUGAGGUUGACGCCUUGGACGCCCCAACAGGACCUGGAGGAUGAUGAAACUACGACUGGAAGUAGUGACAAUCGACAGCUUAUUGAGGAGACACCAAUCAGCAAUGGGCCCAACGAUUUCUCCAGCAAAGGGCACAUCUUUAGUUUAUCGCUGCCGCGAGAAAGUCAUCUGUCUGUCUACACGGCGACAGCCAAUGGUGAGAAGGUCGAAAAGCAGAUGUUCAACAGUUUGCAAAAACUUCGUAAGUCGGUUUCGGAUGCAUUCACCAGCGAUCCAGAUGUAAGCCCUUUGGAAAGUGGAGACAAUUGGUUCCUGUCUCGGCUGGAGUCACCAUCAAUAACGAAUGCCUAUGAGAAACGGCAGCUCAGUCCAACCGCUCCGAAACAGAGCCCACCGGAUGUUCCGGCAAACAGUGGAGCCAAAAAAGAGGAAAUACAGUUUGGCGCGCCUGCCAAACAUAGCGCCAUUGGAUACCUGGUCAGUGGAAAGCACAUGAUGUAUCUUCCGAAAGAUGCUACCAAGGUCGUUAAUACCAACGCCAGCCCCGCAAACAACGACCAAAAUAACAACGUGCCAAAUACGCCCGCAGUGACAAUGUCCUACGCGGAAAAACGAAGGGAGACCAAGGAGAACAUGCAGGAUCCUGUACCGGAGGGUGAAAGUUUCCCGGUAAAGAUUUCCACCCGGAAGAAUCAUCGAUUUACCUUCCAGAGCACGAUACGGCAGAUUGAGAAACGACGUGUCGCCGAGAAGUUGUCACGGGAGGCGGAGAUCAAGGAAGCGCUGAGACUGAGCGAACUGGAAGCCAUGCGUAGGGUGGAAGAGGAGUUCCAAAAGAAGCGAGCACGUGAGAAGGCUUCCAUACGGCACCAAUUGAGACUGUUCACGAUGGAGGAGACGGGACAGGUGUACGAUGCGAACGAUGAUGACGAGAAUAUCGACUGCGGCAAACGCAUCGAACCAGAGGCUGACAACCUGCCGAACCCAUCUAAACCAAACGGAAUGUAUCGCAAAAAGGAUUCCACACUAGAACGUCCAUUACUUCAAAAUGGUGGCCAGACGCGCCGCCUGAGCUCGUCGCGCUUUCACGGAACGGCAGCCACGCUGGAGCGAAAGUACUCGUCGGGCAGUGGAAACGGAAACUACGAUCGAGAUCUUGAGGACGAUUUCAACAACAGUGAUGAUAACAUCGGAACCAACACCAAUGGUCACAACAACCACGUUGAUGACGACGACGAUGAUGAUGACGUGGAUAGUAGCUUGGGGUACAUCGACACCCGGACGCCGUACAUCUCGCGAAUCAUUCAGGCCAAGAGCAGCAAAAGCUACUCGGGUGGUUUGAAGAAGUGAAGGAUCAUCAAGUCGGCCAUCACGCGCUAGCAACGAACCGCCAUCUAGUCAACGAAUUGGUUGGAGAUAUUUUAAAACCGUAUAUGGAAACGAUGCUCAAACGAAACUCGGCAUACUCAAGCUUUCUGCAUAAAUUGAAGAUCGACAUUCACGCAUUAGUUGAUUAAAAAGAAAUUUACAUAAGAACAAACGUAGAUAAGCACAGCGGUGUUCCGAAUCACCAUAAUCGAAAACAUAUUUGAUUGGAUCACCGUUCUUUUUUUAAAGUAAAGCAAUAUAGAGCAAGCAAAAUUCUUUUCCAAUUAACAUCAAUCUGCAUGUUAUUUAGUAUUAUAAGGUUUACUAACAAGAUAUGAAAAAUGUUAAAUAUAAAGUUUUCAGAUUCUUUUACUCA